Camellia sinensis is the source of this 2559-nucleotide messenger RNA. NCBI's taxonomy places the organism in Eukaryota, Viridiplantae, Streptophyta, Magnoliopsida, Ericales, Theaceae. The record is from RefSeq and is a predicted model, not a curated record.
UUCUUCCUCCUCAGGUCUAACACUCUCCCUCUCUCUCUCUCUCUCUCUCUCUCUCUCUCUAUAUAUAUAUACAUCAUAUUGAACACAGACCUAUAUCGAUGGACGACGGAGAAGGAGGUCUGAGCUUCGAUUUCGAGGGCGGCCUCGACGUAGGUCCAGCUAACCCCACCGCAUCCGUACCGGUAGUCCAAUCCGACGCCGUCGCCGGCGGUGGAGCAUCAAACAACGCCUCCGCGCCCCCUGCCGCGGCAGAACCGCCGCAGGGAAACCCCGCGGGAAGGCGGAGCUUCCGGCAGACGGUGUGCCGGCACUGGCUCCGGAGCCUUUGUAUGAAGGGCGACGCCUGCGGGUUCCUCCACCAGUAUGACAAGUCUCGGAUGCCGGUGUGCCGGUUCUUUCGUCUUUAUGGAGAGUGCCGAGAGCAGGAUUGUGUGUACAAGCACACCAAUGAGGAUAUCAAGGAGUGCAAUAUGUACAAGUUGGGAUUUUGUCCAAAUGGUCCUGAUUGCCGCUAUAGGCAUGCGAAACUGCCUGGACCUCCCCCUCCUGUGGAAGAAGUCCUUCAGAAGAUUCAGCAGAUGACUUCUUACAAUUAUGGCAACUCUAACCGGUUCUUUCAAAACCGGAAUUCUAAUUAUCCUCAACAAACAGAAAAACCGCAGUUUCCACAAGGUCCAAAUGCUGCCAAUCAAGCCACAGCUGCAAAAUCUUCAACAACAGAAUCCCCCAAUAUGCAGCUGCAGCAACAAGUUCAACAGUCCCAACAACAGGUCGGCCAGACUCAAAUACAAAAUUUUCCAAAUGGCCAGCAAAAUCAAGGGAAUAAAUCUUCUACACCCCUGCCUCAAGGAAUAUCUAGGUAUUUUAUUGUCAAAAGUUGCAAUCGUGAAAAUUUGGAAUUAUCGGUAGAACAAGGAGUAUGGGCAACUCAACGGAGUAAUGAGGCUAAACUGAAUGAGGCUUUUGACUCCGUGGAAAACGUUAUCUUGAUCUUUUCAGUCAACCGGACUCGACAUUUCCAGGGUUGUGCAAAAAUGACAUCUAAAAUUGGUGGCUCUGUUGGUGGAGGGAACUGGAAGUAUGCACAUGGAAGUGCUCAUUAUGGGCGGAAUUUCUCUGUCAAAUGGUUAAAGCUCUGUGAAUUGUCGUUCCACAAAACUCGUCUUUUGAGGAAUCCAUAUAAUGAGAACCUACCGGUGAAGAUUAGCAGAGAUUGCCAGGAGCUAGAGCCUUCUGUUGGUGAGCAGUUGGCUUCCUUGCUCUACCUUGAGCCAGAUAGUGAACUCAUGGCAAUCUCAGUUACAGCAGAAACAAAGCGUGAGGAGGAAAAAGCAAAGGGAGUAAUCAAUUCGGACAAUGGGGCUGAGAACCCAGAUAUUGUCCCAUUUGAGGACAAUGAAGAGGAGGAAGAGGAAGAAAGCGAGGAAGAGGAUGAGAGCUAUGGCCAAGCUUUUGGGGCAGCUGCCGCUCAAGGCAGAGGAAGGGGCCGGGGAAUGAUGUGGCCCCCACAUAUGCCUUUUGCACGUGGAGCCCGGCCUCUCCCUGGGAUGCGGGGCUUUCCCCCUGUUAUGAUGGGUGCCGAUGGAUUUUCAUAUGGAGCUGUCACGCCCGAUGGUUUUCCCAUGCCCGAUCUUUUUGGUGUGGGCCCACGCCCUUUUGCUCCGUAUGGUCCAAGAUUCCCCAAUGACUUUGCAGGUCCCGCAUCUGGCAUGAUGUUUCAUGGCCGACCACCAGCUGGCGGAUUUGGGAUGAUGAUGGGUCCAGGACGAGCACCUUUUAUGGGUGGGAUGGGCAUUGGAGCUGCACCUCCAGCAAGAGCCGGUCGGCCGGUUGGUAUGCCGCCAAUGUUUCCACCACCACCGUCACAACCGUUGCAGCACUCAAACCGUCCAGUUAGGAGGGAACAGAGGGGACCGGCUAAUGACAAGAACGACAGAUACAGUGCCGGUUCAGAUCAAGGCAAGGGUCAAGAGAUGGGUGGUUCGGGAGCUGAUGACGAGACGCAAUAUCAGCAAGGAGGAAAAAAUCAAGAGGAUCAAUUUGGUGCUGGAAACAGCUUUAGGAAUGAUGAGAGUGAAAGUGAGGAUGAAGCGCCAAGAAGGUCGAGACAUGGAGAGGGAAAGAAGAAGAGGCGGAGUUUGGAGGCCGAUGCUACUGGUGGCUCUGAUCAACAAACUUAGUAAUAUCCCAUUAAAAAGGGUAGGUAUAACAUUACUUCAUUUCUUCGAAAGAUGAUGAUAAAUCUAUACUAUUCACAUUGGGGUUGUAUUGUUGUUUAAUUGAGAAUGUUUGCUACAAAAAUUUCUAGGGAAAUUUCUCCUUUUAUUUUUAGGUCUAGAUUUUCAAAUAUCUUGUUGUGUGUAUAAUGUAUUAAAACAAAAUUAAUGUAGGGAUAGGUGGGGUGUGAAUUAUUUUUGUUGCUUUACUUUGCACUGUGGGGAGGGAAUUGAUAUAAUGUAGCAUGUACCCCCCACAUCAUACCUUAUAUUCUGAUAAUGUGGAAAAAUUGCUGAAAAAUGAAAAUAUAUAUAUAUGGAUGUUGCAGUAAAGGAUGAUAUA